UCUUUGGGCUUUGAAGAAAACCUCCUGUGAGCUUGUGACCCUGGAAUCAGUGGAAGCUGCCCAGGUCCAGUCAGUCCAGUGGUGGUCCCAGUCUGCUGGAUGAGAGCAGUCCCAUGUGUGGGGUCAGGAGUUGGCAAGGGUCUUUGGGCAGAGUAGGCAGAUGAGCCGCAGACCUGGUGAAUAGGAGUCUUACGCUUGCAGUGAGCUGCCAAGAUGUGAUCCAAGGAUCCUGUGUUCAGAGAGAAAGCAAGAAGGCCUCUUUCUAGUGGGGGAGGCAGGACAGAAGGCUUCCAAGAGGAAGUGACAUAACCCAGGCAAAAUUCACAGAGGUGGGCUACAGAGCGUUGCUUGGUCCCAGGAGGCUUUGAAGAAGACUAAGUCCCUUGGCUGAGCCCAGGGACAUUGGCAUAGUCUUCAGAGACCUCCAUGAGGUUGCCCAGAGUGAGGUGAAGAGAAAGGGGCCACAACACCAAGGCUCAGACUUCAAGCCAUGAGCUCUGCCUCAUUCCCUGCUGGCCCCCUGGGCUGCAAGAGGCUCACUAGGUAUGUGUCUCUGGAGGCUGUUGGGGGUGCCCUUCCUCUGUCUCCCUGUUCAGUUCACUGUUAAGACCCAGGGUCUCUGACUGCUUGGCCACUUGCACAACAUCUUCCUGGAGUUUUGUCUCAGGUUGGGCCUCGGGCCGUGCCUCUUCCCUAGGCUCCAACUUGGUGGCAGACUUCUUAUCGGCACCAGUGGGUUCAGGGGUCCAUGGGGGCUCAGUGGCCCGGGAGCUUUCUCCCUCUUUGUUGAUGGCUGCAGAGGACAGACCUCGUGCCUUGGGCUGCACCCAGCAGUGGCUGAGGAUCUCAUCAAUGUGCAGCCGCCGGUUGACAUCUGGCUGUAACAUCCGGUAGAUGAGGUCCUUGCACUCACCAGUCAGGUGUUUGGAGCGUGGAAAGUUGACGCGGUGCUCUUUCUGGAUGCGUAGCAUCUUUUUGAUGUUGGAGUCGUCAUAGGGCAUGGAGCCACAGACCAUGAUGUAGAGGAUCACACCCAGGCUCCAGAUGUCAUACACCUUGGGCUGGUAGGGGAUGCCCUGCAGAACCUCGGGGGCCGCAUAAGCCGCUGACCCACAGAAGGUCUUGCUUAAUGUCAGUCGACCACUAUCAUCCCGCAGGCAGCGCUUGGAGAAGCCGAAGUCAGACAGCUUGAUGUUGAAGUCCUUGUCAAGCAGAAGGUUCUCGCACUUGAGAUCUCGGUGGACAACAUCCAGAUCAUGACAGUACUUGAUGGCCGAGGAAAGCUGAUGGAACUUCUUACGAGCAUCAUCCUCUUGCAGGGCUCCUCUGGUUUUGAUGAAUUCAAGGAGGUCACCCUGGACCCCAAGCUCCAUGACAAUGUAGACCUUGCCAUCAGAGGUCUCAAAGAUCUCAUAGGUCUUGACAAUAGAGCGGUGGUUUAGCAUGGCCAGAAUCUCAAUCUCCCGAGGAAGGAAUUUCUCCAGGAAGUCCGUGGGGGCUUUCUUGCGAUCGAUGAUCUUGACCGCCACGUUGAACUUUAGGCGCUCAGAGUAAGCGGAUUUGACUUUGGCAUAUGAGCCCUCUCCCAAGUUUAUCCCCAUGAUGUAGCCUCGUCGCUUGAGGACGGCAGCGUCAUCCAUGGUACCGGGAGUGCCCAGUGCCUCUGAGGCUGCCCUCUACAUCCCUGCCAGACAUGGGCCAGCAGCGUCCUCAUUUACACUGUGGACAGAGAGUCCUCUGAGCUGGCCAGGCCUGCUGUCCCUGCCUCCUAAGAGGCCAAGACUCUAGCAUGGAACAUUCAGCACUGUCUCCGGGGGUGACUUAGUGGGUGAAGUCACAAAGGAGUAGUGCCUGGGGGAAAUGAGGCUAUUACCUGAGCCACUUGGACUUGGAACCUAGAAGGUCUGCCAGUGUACUGGAGCAGACUAAAAGUGAACAAAACGGCUUCAUGUUUGGCUCCACCUCAGAGCUCCGGUGCAACCCUGGGCAGUUUGCAUGUCACGGUGGUGCCAUCCAGUGCAUACCCCUCCCCUGGCAAUGUGACGGCUGGCCAACGUGUGAGGAUGAGAGCGAUGAAGCCGACUGUCCAGAAGUGACUGGAGAGGCCCGUCCUUAUCAUGGGAAGGAGACCUUGGACCUGCGGCAGGGGCGGACCAGAGGAGGUGACCCCCCACAGUUCCACAUAGUGAACAUGGCUCAGCCUGUCCGCUUCAGCAGGAAGUGCCCAACCGGGUGGCACCACUAUGAAGGCACGGCCAGCUGCUACCGGGUCUACCUCAGUGGAGAGAACUACUGGGAUGCCGCGCAGACCUGCCAGCGCGUGAACGGUUCACUCGCCACUUUCUCCACUGACCAGGAGCUGCGCUUCGUCCUGGCCCAGGAAUGGGACCAACCAGAGCGGAGCUUUGGCUGGAAAGACCAGCGCAAGCUGUGGGUUGGUUACCAGUAUGUCAUCACUGGGCAGAACCAUUCCUUAGAAGGUCGCUGGGAGGUAGCGUUCAAAAGCUCCUCGGAAGUGUUCCUGCCUCCAGACCCCAUCUUUGCCUCUGCCUUGUCCGAGAGCGACCGUGUGUUCUGUGCCCAGCUCCAGUGCUUCCACUUCCCUACACUGAGGCACCAUGACCUCCACAGCUGGCAUGCCGAGAGCUGUUCUGAGAAGUCCUCGUUCCUGUGUAAAAGAAGUCAGACGUGUGUUGAUAUCAAAGACAAUGUCGUGGAUGAAGGGUUCUACUUCACUCCCAAGGGAGAUGACCCAUGCUUGAGCUGUACCUGCCAUCGAGGGGAGCCUGAGAUGUGCGUCGCUGCCCUGUGUGAGCGGCCCCAGGGAUGUCAGCAGUACCGCAAGGACCCUAAGGAGUGCUGCAAGUUCAUGUGUCUGGACCCAGAUGGCAGCAGCCUGUUUGACUCCAUGGCUAGUGGGAUGCGCCUGGUCGUCAGCUGCAUCUCCUCCUUCCUCAUCCUCUCGCUGCUGCUUUUCAUGGUCCAUCGGCUGCGUCAGCGGCGCCGGGAGCGCAUCGAGUCCCUGAUUGGAGCAAACUUGCACCAUUUCAACCUUGGCCGGAGGAUCCCUGGCUUUGACUAUGGCCCGGAUGGGUUUGGCACAGGCCUUACCCCACUACAUCUUUCCGACGACGGCGAAGGUGGGACUUUCCAUUUCCACGACCCUCCACCUCCUUAUACAGCUUACAAGUACCCAGACAUGGACCAGCCGGAUGAUCCACCACCGCCCUAUGAGGCUUCCAUCAACCCGGACAGUGUCUUCUACGACCUCGCAGAUGACGAUGCCUUUGAACCCGUGGAGGCCAGCCUGCCAACCCCAAGGGACAGUGGCAUUGAAGGUGCAUUGCCCAGGCACUUGGAUCAUCCGCUGCCUCCUGCAGAGACCUCCUUAGCAGAUCUGGAAGAUUCCACAGACAGUAGCAGUGCCCUGCUGGUACCUUCUGAUCCUGCCCAGAGCGGGAGCACCCCAGCUCCAGAAGCACCACCAGGUGGUGGGCGCCACCCCCGUGGCUCCCUCAAUACUGUGGUUUAGGUGGCUCAGCUCAUGGCCCCAGUGGGCUAGGAGUAUCUGUUUCCUGUUCAGAAGACACCUAUCCCAGUGGGAGACUUGCAGGGGUCCUGUCGUGGCCUGGGCCUCCUCCACUGCUACAUCCCACCAGCAGCGGCUGUGUACAUAGGAACUGAAGCCAGGCACCCUGACAGGAGCACGUGCCUGUGCCGUCUUUAUCGGAGGGCUUCUCAGACGUGGAAAGCUUCGGGUCAGUCUCAUUUUUAAAUGGCAGAAUGGCACAGGUGUUCAAACCACACAUUUCCAAGAGAGCAGAGGCAGUGGGCUGCACUCACACCGCUACAUCUUUGGAUGGGCUUGCUUACUGCACACUCUCGCCUACAGAAGCCAGUCAUCAACCAGUGACCACACCAGUGUAGACAGCAGGGCAUCUGGGGACUGCUUCCGGGGAAGGCAUGUGCAGCUGCUGCACUGGCGCUCUGGGCAUCCUGUCCGGGCCCAAGCGCAGGUAUCGAGGUGCCAGUCCUGGGGAGAAAAUUGAACUUGCCGCCCCGUUUCUAGCUCUGCUUUGAGGCCAGCACCGUGGCAGCGCUCUCCAUGGCAUAGCUCUGCAUGGCUCCCCAGGAGUAGGCUCUAGACCCCUGUGGAGGGCUGGGCAUGCUGCCUUUUCUCUGCCACACUCUGGAUCCCUGUGCUCUGCCUGCUGGUGGACGACCUUUGGGUCUGGCCAGCCCCUUCACCUUGUCUGUGCCAUAAAGGGUUGGUGGAUGGGAAGAAUUGACUCCAAUAGACAUUCUGUGUUGAGUCAUCUGAGUCCACGUCACCUGUGACCACUGCUGGAGCCCAGCGUCUGCUGGCCACACACAUGCCUCCCAGCCACUCCACAGCACUGGGCCCCUGGGGCUUUUUGCCCAAAGGACCCUGCUGCCAACUCCACACAGUGGUCUUGUCUCCCGACACAGGCCUUUAGCAUUUCUAAGGUUUGGAGAUUAAGCAAGGUUCUGUGCAGUUUUUAGCACAUGUGUAUCUUUUCUAUGUUGGAUGUCAGGAUCUUUCUGUAUCUAUGUGUGUCCUCAUAUGGCCAAAUGUUUGCAGGUGAUGAUGGUCCACGGGAGCUCAGGACGGCCCUGUUACCCCACAUGAGCCAUUUGCCCUUGGGCUACUCUUAUACCGUUGUGUCUGAGCUGCUUCCUAGGCCGUGGUCCAGCUAAGAACAUGAGCGGGAGAAGUGACUAAGACCUCCAGCUCUUUGGUGCUUGAUCAGACCUGCACAGUUCUAGGCACAUUUUUACACUGCUUGGAAACCUAUGUUUCCCCUUCCCAUAUGGAGCAUCUUUAGGCUGGAUCCCCAGGGCUGACUGGAGGUAUGAGAUUUGUCCCUAGAUAGUCUGUCUCAAGCUGAGCCCACAGGCUAGCUGCUGCAGACAUCUGCCAAAGGGCUUUCGCCUCCUCCACCCAUGACGAGAAGAGCAGGAAGUUCAUCAUACCUCCAGCAAGUACUGAGUGCUGGGCACAGGCAGCCCCGCUCCAGAGCAACAGUGGGGAUUGCCUUGUGCCAGACCAUCCAGAAGAGUCCUGAGGACCACACAGCAGUGCCUCAGAAGGCCAUAUGUACAGACUGAAAUUCUCUGGGGACCAAGUGACUGAUGGGGUUGGCCAGGGCCUGAGUCUAGGAGGCAGAGGUGAAGAGGGUGGCCUGAGGGGGACCAUGGUGCUGCUGAGGUGGACCUGACAGGCUGUCCGGGGCUGUCCAGCAGGCACUCGGGGUACAUGUGGCCUGUAUUGGGGGCUGUUCAGACUGUUGCUGUUGUAGUUCCAAGUAGUGAAGUCUGCCACCCUCUCCAGGCCUUAGGUGAGUAAUCGCAGGUCCAGGAUUUGCUAAGGUUUGUGUUUCCUUGCCCAUCCCACAAGGCCCCAGAGGGACAAGCCAAGCUGCCGGGAGUCCCCUUUCCCAGGACUGCCUUGCCACUCUUCUGAGAGGCUGGGUGCCCUCUGACCUGCCUUGAAGUGGAAUUUGAUACUGUACAUUGUCUCAAUGCCUGUUUUUACAUACUCCUUUCACUAAAGGUUUUAGUUUGGGUGUAUUUUUGGUCGGGUUGGCAUUAAUCCUUUCUUAAGAUGCUGUGAGAACCAUUUCAUCCAAUGCCAAAUAAACUUGUGUUAUGGAAAA
Messenger RNA from Peromyscus eremicus (cactus mouse), 5678 nucleotides. It is a transcript of the gene Dgcr2, whose product is annotated as DiGeorge syndrome critical region gene 2. Gene Ontology annotation, molecular function: protein binding. The transcript is spliced from 14 exons. The record is from RefSeq and is a predicted model, not a curated record. Gene Ontology annotation, cellular component: membrane. Lineage: Eukaryota; Metazoa; Chordata; Mammalia; Rodentia; Cricetidae. Bases 1949 to 3532 code for a protein of 527 amino acids.